Molecule: messenger RNA, 2193 nt
Organism: Suillus fuscotomentosus
Lineage: Eukaryota; Fungi; Basidiomycota; Agaricomycetes; Boletales; Suillaceae
Exons: 10
Coding region: 1-2193 (730 amino acids)
Source: RefSeq, a predicted model, not a curated record
AUGUUUUCCAACAUUAGUACUGCUGCUGCCGCCACUGCCAACCAGGCACUCAUUGCCCUUCUCGCCAGGUUGAAUCAGAUGGUUGAAGAGGUUCUCCGGUCCCGGUCAGAAGAUGAGAGGAUGAGGUUGAGCAGAGCCAUUGCAUCUCAAAUGAAUGAUGCCAUUCACUCCUACCGGACAACGGCUACCUACAUCCCCCUUCGCCUGUUCUCUAUGACAUUGGGUCCUGCUCCCACUCCACCAACCACUACCGCUGCACCAACACUGCUAUCUGGCCCUCCACCGGCACUGGUACCGGCACUUGCACCUGUAGCCAAACCUGCACCAGCACCUGCUCCUGUACCGGCACCUGCUCCUGUACCGGCACCUGCUCCUGUACCGGCACCUGCUCCUGUACCGGCACCGCUCCUGUACCGGCACCUGCUCCUCCACCGGCAUCUGCUCCACUGGCACCUGCUCCACCAGCAUUUGCUCCACCAGCUCCGGCACUACCGACUCCCAACACAAUCCGCAUUCCUGGCAAUACAUCUGGUCAAGAGGGCCCGGAAGGCUAUCCCCAAGUCGAAACCACUGUUAACAGACACGGACACUGACGGCGAUACAGUUUGCAUUGGCAAAGAUAAGCCCAAGGCGAAGGGAAAAGGAAAGGGAAAGGCGAAGGCGAAGGCAAGGGCAACUUCACCGGAUCGCGAUAACCGGCAAAUGACGAUGGAAGAUGGCGAUCAUGAUCCGGAAGUCAUUCUCCAUAAUCCAAAACAAACCAUGAUCAAAAAGAAUUUACCAACCAUUGUCAUUACCACUCGGCCAAUGCUGCCCCCUCCAGACCAGAAGAAGAAGGCUGCUGACUCGGAGGAAUACAAACCAGAGGAGGAGGAGGAGGAGGAGGAGGAGGAGGAGGAGGCGGAUGAAGACGAUGCAAUUGAGCCUUCUGGGACACGGGUCAAACCGGGUGAGGGACGAUUACCAUCCAAGUCCGGUACAGAUCGUACCAGAACAGCCAAGGACAAGGCAAAGACCAGGGGCAAGCGUCCACAGCUGAAACCCAUUGGUACACCUAUCCUACCAUGCAGGAGAUGCACAAUUAUGAAGGCCAAAUGCAAAAGCUGGUUGACCAAAAGGGGCAAGGUCGCCCAUACUUGCAUUCUUUGCAGCAAGUGGAGGAUGAAAUGCAUCCAGCUGGAUGAUCCAGUCCUACCGGCCACAGCCAUAGUCACUCGCUCCAAGACGACCGGAAAAACCAAGACUGUUGGGCAGUCAAAAAACAAAGGCAAAGUCGUCCAAACUCAGCAUCCCAGUCCUAUUCCGGAGGAACUGGAUGUCGAUGUUGAUAUGACCGAUGCCCCUGCACUCACCGGCACCGAACAUCCUGGCACUGCUACUGAUGCAGGCCCUGAGGUAUCUGUCGAUGAUUUUUUGAUGGAUCGAUGGAUCGAAGCCGUGGAUGAAACUACCCUGCCCCCAGCACCAUUUAUAGAGACACCGGAUGCAUUUCUGUACCUCAUGGAUGCCCUCCUGGCACAAAUUCAGAUCGACAUGGAUCAGCUCCGGACAUGUGACAACAUUAUUCAUGAUGAGCUGUCCCAUCAUAUUGACCGGCUGCAAGCCGGCUUUACAAAUGAAUUAGCCUCCCAGAAGGGAGUGGUAGAUCAGUUGACUUUUCAGGUCAGCGGUAUUGCCCGGUACCUGAGCAACAGCCACAGGGCCACCACAGCAGCCGGUUCAACUCCACCAGCAUUCAAUCCGCCACCCAUUGUCAUCCCCAAUACCCCCACAUUCCCUGACUUUGGCUCAAUCAGCGCCUUGGGUCAUUCCAUCACCAACAAUGUCUUCACUCCGGAUGUGUUUUUGACCAACACGCGUCCUGUCGGAGAUGGCUCACCAGUCGCAAGGCAUGAGCAGGUACCUACACCCUCCACCUCUACCAUCAACCCUGUCCCCACCAUGGGGGAAUCCGGUCCACACAGUCAUCCGGUUAGUGCACUUCCGGUACCAGCCCCUACUGUCCCAAUGGCAUCUAUGCCCUCCACUAGUACCCUUCGCACCAUGCUCACCAGGCCACCACAUCUGCUGGCAGAUGGUCAGUCCAUUUCGGCUCCUUUGCCGAACCGGGCAUUUGCACCUCAAUCACGGCAACAAGGUCGGUCAGUGAGUGCUAGGCAUGACAAGAACCCUUCUGGUAAUAGGGCCAAGUAA